AUGUCUGAGUUCACCAUCCGCACUCGUAAGUUCCAGAACAAUCCUCUCCUGGGCCGGAAGCAGUUCGUUUUGGAUGUCAUCCAUCCAGGCAUGGCCAACGUCUCCAAGAAGGAUUUGGCCGAGAAGAUCCGAAGCAUGUACAAAGUCCAUGAUGUGCAGUGCAUUCAGCUCUUCUGCUUCAAGACGGCCUUCGGUGGCGGUCGCAGCUCGGGCUUCGGUCUGAUCUACGAGAAUCUGGAGAAGAUGAAGAAAUUCGAGCCAAAGUACCGCCUGAAGCGUGCCGGUCUGGGCGGCGAGAAGAGCGGUCCAGGACGCCGUGCCAAGAAGGACACCAAGAACAGGAUGAAGAAGGCUCGUGGAAAGGAGAAGGCCAAGGCAGGUUCCAAGAAGUGA
Durusdinium trenchii is the source of this 393-nucleotide messenger RNA. NCBI's taxonomy places the organism in Eukaryota, Dinophyceae, Suessiales, Symbiodiniaceae. The record is from the annotation of a GenBank genome assembly.